Molecule: messenger RNA, 510 nt
Organism: Ostertagia ostertagi
Lineage: Eukaryota; Metazoa; Nematoda; Chromadorea; Rhabditida; Trichostrongylidae
Source: the annotation of a GenBank genome assembly
AUGCUUAUCAUGAAGGGAUUCAUUUCGUUCAAAAGGUUGCAGGAGUCAAUAAAUGUUCUGCAUCGCCGUGUUACUGGUUGUGGCUUUCGUAUAGGGAAGGACGAGAUAUUUACCUCACUUGUAGCUGCGCGAAAGUUCGUCGAAGAUCGGAAACUUCGGCCGAUGCUUAUGCUUGCUAAGGAAGCGUUGGAAGAUUUCGAAGGCGUAAAUGUAACUAAUCCAAAUGCUGUGGUCAUUGGGUUGGCGCCAUCAGAAUUUCAUUUUGAAAGGCUCAACGAAGCAUUCAAGCUCGUGUUAAAUGGAGCGCAGCUGGUCGCCAUUCAUAAGGGAAGGUACUACAAACGAGCUGACGGUUUGGCACUCGGUCCUGGCCCAUUUGUAGCUGCACUGGAAUAUGCCACUGGCGCUAAGGUUCGUUUUUUUGUUGUUGCAGAAAUUUUUUUGCGAUGUUUUGAAUUCCGUUCAAAGUUAUGGAACCUUCUAGAAACUCCCAUGAUCGGGGUUAUGUAG